AUGUUGAAAGAACUUCCUACAUAUAAAACCUUAUACAAAAGAAAUACCAAUAAAAUAGAUUCACCAAAAUGUAUAAGGUGCGGGAAAAAAGUAGAAGAAGAUUGGGAACAUGUUUGGAUUUGUGAAGAUAACGAAAUUUCGAUCGAUGACAUAAUAAGAGAAUCACCGUAUAAAUUUGAAUUAGAACUAGAAGCUCAAAACAAGGUUAAAGAAUUAGAAAUAAUAAGAAAUCAUGUUUGUAACUUUCUGACUAUACUCGAAAGUCCUUCACUAAUUUUAAGAGAAAAGAGUAGAAAAUGGGAAUUGAUCAGAGGAGUUUAUAACGAUAAAUUUAGCAACAUAUCAAAAAUCAAAGAAGAAAAAGCGGUUAUAAAAGAACUUUGGAAUUUCAUAUAUGACGAAAUAAAGAAAAGAAUCUGGAUUCCACGAUGUGAUGAGAUUGAAAGACUGGAAAAAAAAGAGGAAAUAAAGAAAUCCGAUCUACGACUAAAGAAGCAGGAACCAGAAGGCCAUCAGAAUAAACUUUUAGAAACAGAAAAUAGUAAAAAUAAAAAAACAACAGAAAAUUUAGAAAAAACCAAGGAAAAUAAUAUAAAAAACCAAAUUAAAAUAGUAACUUUAGGAAAAUUAAUGGGUGCGAUAACGGACGGCAUCAAUAUAGAUAAAAAUUGGGAUACGAUAAUCAAAUUACCAUACUAUUAG
Messenger RNA from Rhizophagus irregularis DAOM 181602=DAOM 197198, 702 nucleotides. RefSeq lists its product as uncharacterized. Lineage: Eukaryota; Fungi; Glomeromycota; Glomeromycetes; Glomerales; Glomeraceae. The record is from RefSeq and is a predicted model, not a curated record.